AUGGCUGUGUUCCAGGCUGUCCAGGGACCCAGCCUGCCCUGCAAGCGGACGUGUGAUCUUUCGACCUCCGUCAACCCGGGAGACGAAGCCUGGAAGGGCGGGAGUUGGGCCCUGGCUGGAGGCCUGGACAUCCAUCCGGAGAGGCGGAGUGGCCUCGGGGCGGCGUGUUGGUGGCGGAAUCUGGUGAUUCAAGAAAACGUGUUUCUAAAGCCUCGGCCGGGCCGCGCCUGGGCUGUCUGCGGUGCUCUUCCGGAAUUCUCUACAAUAUCUGGAAGUGACCAGGAAAAUUCCAGAACCCAGAGGCUGCGCCGUGGAGAUAAACUUGGGCAUCUGGGAAGGAACUGCUGGACCAGCGGAAUGAGGGGCCAACGCCAGGGGCAGCACCGCCCGGCCACAGAGGACUGUGGCCCCACAGAUGACGCCCUCGGCUACCAGCUUCUGCAUCUGGAAGACGACCAGGAGGAGAAGGGACGGUCUGCAAGUGUUCAAAGUGAUGUUUCCAAGCCAGGCGAAAGCAAUGUUUCCAAGCCGGGCGUGCUUGUAAUCCCAGCACUUUGGGAGGCUGAGGCAGGCGGAUCACCUGAAGUUGGGAGUUUGAGACCAGCCUGACCAACAUGGAGAAACCCCGUGUCUACUAAAAAUACAAAAUGAGCCAGGCAUGGUGGCACAUGCUUGCAAUCCUAACUACUGGGGAGGCUGAGGCAGGAGAAUCACUUGAAC
This is a messenger RNA of Symphalangus syndactylus (siamang), 720 nucleotides long. RefSeq lists its product as uncharacterized. The record is from RefSeq and is a predicted model, not a curated record. NCBI's taxonomy places the organism in Eukaryota, Metazoa, Chordata, Mammalia, Primates, Hylobatidae.